Molecule: messenger RNA, 1414 nt
Organism: Clupea harengus (Atlantic herring)
Lineage: Eukaryota; Metazoa; Chordata; Actinopteri; Clupeiformes; Clupeidae
Product: protein phosphatase 1 regulatory subunit 3G
Biological process (GO): regulation of glycogen biosynthetic process
Cellular component (GO): protein phosphatase type 1 complex
Molecular function (GO): protein phosphatase 1 binding; glycogen binding
Source: RefSeq, a predicted model, not a curated record
AUUUUUCAUUUCCAUAUUUUUCCAUUUCCAUUCCAUUUCAAAAGGCAUUGUUCAGACUAAUAGCUGACUAUAAUUCCUUAAAAAACGUUGUGCACAUGCUAUUUUAAUCACAAUAUUAAUUUGCUUCAUUAUGAAAUGUAACACACUUCUUUUCUGAGCUAUGCCUAAGCCCUGUUUCUAUUAACUUGGAAGACUCUGAUGAUUGCCAAUAUUAUUGUUUAUUUUUUAUUUGUGUAUUCAGAGAUGACGCAACUCUGAGGCUGACGUAAUGUUUCACAAACAUUGCCUUCUGUGCGUACAUAACUUGAUUAAAAAGGGCUGCCGUUCCUUGUGCUUGUGUUUUCGGGGACGUCUAUUCACUUCUAUCCGCAAAUCAUGGAAACCAAUUCGCCAAACUCGGUCAUUUCUCCCGAACUUGCUGCUGCUUUUCAGUUCUCAACGUCAUUUUGCAGAAAGGAGGACGACAAGCCUUUAUCAGACCUCGAGCCAACUGAUGAUGGCAGGUGUUCCUUAGAUACCCAGAAAAGUAAUCUUAAAGACCGACGAAGAGCCAAGUCCCUACCUGUAUCCGCUGAACAGGCGUCUCUUUUCGAGAGCUGCGCAAAGAAAGUACAGUUUGCAGACACAUUUGGGCUCGACUUGGCGAAUGUAAAGCACUUCAGUGUAACAGAGGAUCCACACGUCCCUUCCAAAGUCUUCAGCAGAUUGAACAGCUACCCCCUUGAUGACAAACAGGACAAUGCCGUCGAUCUGUGUGAGACAUUUUCAUCUUCUUUAAAACUGUACCGUUUGAGCCCGACUUUCGCAAUGCCUGUUGAUUCAGAUGAUUUCGACGGACGUCUCCAGCAAUUUCGGGUUGCUUUGGAGAAAGUGUCUAUCACUCAUUUUGAAGUUAACGGUUUAAUUCGAGUGAUGGACAUAGAUUCAGUAAGGAAAGAAGUCGGAGUGAGGCAUACAUUCAAUGACUGGAUGACGUUCGUGGACACAAAAGCUGUGCUCGAGUCUCGCAAAGUUCACCAAGAACUUUGGAGUCAAUUUGUGUUUACUCUCUACAUACCUCCGUAUAUGAACCCAGGCUUCUCUGUACAGUUUGCUGUGUACCAUCUUACCGAUCAAGGUGACUUCUGGGACAAUAACGUGGGUCAAAAUUACACCCUCAGAUGGGAUUACACAUAGGUGACCAGCAGUCACCUGUCACCAGCAGAAUGUUGUCACAUCUUAAAAAUAUGGCAUAUGUUUGUAUGGGAAUUAACAGGGAAUUCAUGAAUUGACCAUUGUCAUUGUUGGCAAUAAACCUAAAAAAAAAAAAUCUAUGAUGCCUUGAAAUGUACUUUUAUCAUGUGCCUGGGGUGUUUAGCCAAAAGCAGAUUAAUGCAUUAACCUGGAAAAGGGAGUGGAGGGAAAAAAAACGAAA